Molecule: messenger RNA, 927 nt
Organism: Apaloderma vittatum (bar-tailed trogon)
Lineage: Eukaryota; Metazoa; Chordata; Aves; Trogoniformes; Trogonidae
Gene: SSPN
Product: sarcospan
Cellular component (GO): sarcolemma; dystrophin-associated glycoprotein complex
Source: RefSeq, a predicted model, not a curated record
AUGUUUUCCAUAUUUGUUCAGCCUUCUUGAUUCAAAUACCAGGAACAACUCAGCCAGCACAAAGCAAAGCUUUGGGGGGCAACAAAACUCACACCCCCCUCAGCACGCGCACACACACACACGCACGUGAAAACCUAAAGUUCAGGCAUGGGAAAGGAGGAGAAGAAACCUCAGCACAGCACAUCCCUGAAUAACCAGAGCCAGACAGGGAAGGCACCCGAAGGGGAGAAAAGUACCAACUCGAGCAAGACGCAGGAGCCUGCGAUGAAGAAGAAGAAGCAGAAGAAAACCAAGGGGGAUCCCAAAACUGGCCAGGAGGAGGAAUCCCACACUUGUUGUGGCUGCCGUUUCCCGCUGCUGUUUGCUUUGUUGCAGCUGGCAUUAGGCAUCUCUGUAACAGUGCUGGGCUUCCUUAUGGCAGGCAUCAGUUCUUCUCUGCUAGUCAGAGACACUCCAUAUUGGGCUGGGAUAAUUGUCUGUGCGGUAUCCUUAGUGGGAUUUGUUAUGCUUUGUAUUUCGUACCAACCUGAUGAGAAGACCUGUAUACAGUUCACAGUAAAGCUGAUGUAUUUUCUCCUGAGCGCUCUGGGUCUGGUUGCCUGUGUUUUGGCAGUGGCUUUUGCUGCACACCAUUAUUUGCAGAUGACAAAAUUUACCUGCGACAGCAUCCUCGAGUCCUGCCAGUGCAAACUGGACACUGCAGACCCCCUUGGUAGGACCUUUGUCUACCAGGACGCAGCUGACUGUGGCAGCCUCACCAGCAUGCUCAACCUGUACUUACUUCUGCAGAUGGUUCUCAAUCUGAUCGCAGCCCUGGUGUGUCUGUCGGCAUGCUUCGUGAUGUGGAAACACAGAUAUCAGGUCUUCUAUGUGGGCGUUCGGUUUUACCCUUUAACUGCUAUUGAAGGCCAGCAACAGAACGUAUAG